This is a messenger RNA of Metopolophium dirhodum (rose-grain aphid), 2834 nucleotides long. RefSeq names its product serine protease Hayan-like. The record is from RefSeq and is a predicted model, not a curated record. Gene Ontology annotation, molecular function: serine-type endopeptidase activity. Gene Ontology annotation, biological process: proteolysis. Bases 816 to 2720 code for a protein of 634 amino acids. Lineage: Eukaryota; Metazoa; Arthropoda; Insecta; Hemiptera; Aphididae. The transcript is spliced from 7 exons.
AGCUAUCUUAAUUUCUGAAUUGCGUGUUAAAUAAACUGACGUCAAAAACAAUUCUUGAUAAAAUGUGUCUUAUUUUGUACCUACAAGUUCUUGGGUUUAUUUUUGUGAAAUUGUACGUUGAGAUCACUUUGGAGACCUGAGGCCAAUAUUUUAUAACUGUGGUGCAUUAACUUGUUUUACAAGUCAGAAGAAUAAAUUUCAUUAUACGCUGUUAUUAAUUGUUGUACCCUCUUAGGUCUGUAAGUGGUAUUAAAUUGUAUAAGCAUGUGUCAUUUACAUUCCAGACGAUAUUUUUUUUUUUUUAGCAUUUUAACAAAUAAUAAUAGGUACAUAUUUAGUUAUUAAUUACAUAAAACAAACAUAAUACAGUAUUAGGUAUAUAUAUAUAUAUGUAUGUUUUAUAUACUUUUGUAUUUAAAUCAAUUUUUUCUGAAAACAAACAUAUUAUUGUGUUAUGAUGAUUAAUAUUCAAGGUUUUUCCAAAAAUUAGAUAAUUCAUUUCCUAUAGUAUAACAGGCUUUAAUGCACGCUAUCCUCGUUUAUGAACAGGUGGUAGGGCAUCCAGUAUAAAUGAAUAUCCUCACAUAAAAUGUAUGAAAUAGUUUAAGGGGGGAAACCAGUAUGGAUUUCUGUUCAUUUUGUUUAUUCGCUAUCAAUUUAUUCCAAAUGGUCAUCGUUAGUCUCGUUGUAUAAGUCGGCAAACUAGUGGUGUCGAAGUGCAGUAUGUACAUAUUUUAAUAUUAUACUACUCGCACAUAAAUAUAACUUAGUUUAUAUGUUAUCAUUGUUCUUGUACGAGUAACGAACAUAAUAAUAUGCAUUGUAUACAUAUCUGGAAAACAAUCGGUGUUUUGAUUUUUGUGAAUUAUUGUCAGGCACUUGAGCAAGAAAUUGGUGAUGAAUGUACAAACAAAAAUGGUAUUGUUGGAUUUUGUCAAUAUAGAAGCAAAUGUCAAAGAGAUACUGAUUUAGGAGCUAUAUGUAAUCCUAAACAGACUAUUAUUUGCUGUGCUAAAAAUGUUUUAAGUAACGAUCAAAAAGAGGACCGAUCUAUACAACCUCCAUCAGGUUUUAAUCCCGACUUCUUUCAUGCACCUGUAUUACAACCAAAUCCAAUCGCAAAUACAAAUUUUUUUUAUCAUCAAAAACAAAACAUUCCUAAUUUUCUAGGUAAUGUUUUACAUCAAAGUUCAAAUACUAUGGAGUUUGUUGAAGAUAGACCUUAUCAAAACUAUGAACAAAGUGUAGUUAUUAUACCUAAUAAAAAUAGGCCUACACCUAUUAGUCCUACAAAUGAAUAUGGGUUUUAUAGCAGCAAUAAUAAACCAAAUUCAAACAAUGAAAAUAUUAUGUAUGGCAGUGACCAAACUACUAAUAUACCUCAAAAUUAUUACAAUUAUCCUAAUUAUGAAAAACAGAGGCCUGUAAGUCAGAAUCAAAAUAAUAAUUUCAAUCAACCAUACUAUGAAACAUAUCCACAAAUUCAAAAUAACAAUAAAUACCAAAGUUUUGUACCCAAAAGACCGAAUUAUAAUCAAUAUGAUAAUCAACCACGCCAAGAAACAUAUGAAUCAAAUCAAAAUAACAAUCCUAAUUAUUAUACAACCACUAAAAAACCACAGCAUAUUUAUAGCACAGGGAAUAAUGAAAAUAAUUCACCGCUUCCAAACAGUCAAAUUAAUUAUAGUGGUUAUGAAGAAAAUAAGAGGCCAAGUCAAAAUACUAACCAUAAAUCUAGUAGCAGUAUAUUGUUUCCUGAUGAUUUAACUGACACAACAUUUACAACCACAACCAAAAAAUAUUAUGAAUAUGAAAAUAGCCCAAAUGAAGAUAAUAAACGUAUCAGUGAAAAAAAAUGCGAAGAAUAUUCAAAAGCACUGAGAACAACUGUUUCUGUAUUGCCUCUAUCAAUUGGCACAGCAUCAAAGCCAGUGUCAAUAGAAAAAUGUGAUUCAAAAAGUGUUGGGUUAAUUGUUGGUGGAACUAAAGCCGAUUUAGGAGAAUUCCCACAUAUGGUGGCAGUAGGAUUCCGCGCAGGCUCUAGAACUUCAUGGAAUUGUGGUGGUACAUUAAUAAGUGAACAAUUUGUGUUGACAGCUGCUCAUUGUACGCAUAGCACAUUAGGGUUGCCAGAACGAGUGAGAUUGGGAGAUUUGAAUUUACAGACUAAUGAUGAUGGAGCUCAUCCAGUAGAACUUUUGGUGGAUCAAACCAUUGUGCAUCCUGAUUAUAUUAAUACAUCUAAGUAUAAUGACAUUGCACUAUUACGUUUAGAUAAUGAAGUUAAGUUAAAUAACCACAUUCGCCCGGCUUGUCUUAACAAUAAUGACAAUAUCAAUUAUUCUCAAAAAGUUACUGCGACUGGAUGGGGAAGCAUUGAAUAUGGCGAUCGCUCAAGUGAUCAUUUAUUAAAAGUAGAUUUAAAUUUAAUAAAUAAUCGGCAGUGUGGUAAAUUAUAUGAAGGAGAAAGCAAAACAAGAACCCUAAAUAGAGGUAUUAUAGAUUCUAUGUUGUGUGCUGGAGAUUUGGCUGGAGGACAUGAUACUUGUUUAGGUGAUUCUGGCGGACCACUCGUAGUAAAAUCAGAGAAAAAUGCAUGUGUUUUCAAUUUAAUUGGGAUAACAUCAUUUGGAAAAUUGUGUGCAACAGAAAAUUCACCAGGUGUAUACACUAAAGUUUCAGCAUUUUUACCUUGGAUAGAACAAAUUGUUUGGCCCUAAAAAUAAGAUAACUUAUGCAUUAUGAUAAAUAAUUUAUUAUUUAAUAAUAGCUUAUUUUUAUAUUUGUAUUUAAGAUUUUUGUAAAUAAUUAAAACUAUAUUAUUCAAUUUCAUA